Candidozyma duobushaemuli is the source of this 648-nucleotide messenger RNA. It is a transcript of the gene NAT4, whose product is annotated as Nat4p. The transcript has a single exon. NCBI's taxonomy places the organism in Eukaryota, Fungi, Ascomycota, Pichiomycetes, Serinales, Metschnikowiaceae. The coding region runs from base 1 to 648 and encodes 215 amino acids. Gene Ontology annotation, cellular component: nucleus. The record is from RefSeq and is a predicted model, not a curated record. Gene Ontology annotation, molecular function: histone H4 acetyltransferase activity; histone H2A acetyltransferase activity; protein N-terminal-serine acetyltransferase activity.
AUGGUAUUCGAUGAGUAUGAUCCGGAAACCAUGAUACCUUUGGUGAAGCUCAUGCUGGAGUUCGCCAAAGAGAUAUUUCCAUCCACAUUAGAAGCAAAUGACCAGGUCCUACAUCGCAAGUUGGCAUACGGCAAAGGCGUCCAUCUUGAGCAGUCUGUCGCCAUCGUGAACAAUUGUAUGGGUCCAUUGUACGUGGCACACAAGGGCAAGGGUUGGAAAAAGCAGAAAGAAGAUGAAUUGAGGGAAAUCGGGCUACUAUUUAUAUGGUAUGCCUUGGAGGACUCUCCCAAAAUGGGUGCCUUGGUGGUGUGCAAGCUAGUUGACGAGCAUACGCUAUUCUUGUAUGAGAUCCAAGUUCUUCCUGAUUAUCAGAACCACAAGUGGGGCACAAAGCUUAUGGACAGCUUUCAUGCAUUGGCGAAGAAGCUAGAUGAUUCUUCGCUUAACGACACAGAACUUGACGAGUUUCUUCGAACAAACUGCACUACAGAGUACACUGGCUUGACCGUGUUCCCAGAUAACGAAAGAGCACUCAAGUGGUACAAGCAACUCGGCUACACCUACUCUGCUAAUUCGCCGAGAGACAGAAAGACUCGCCUUCGGGUUAUCAAGCCCGACUUCUACGAGUUGGAGAGGGAAGUCGACUAA